Calidris pugnax (ruff) is the source of this 3778-nucleotide messenger RNA. RefSeq names its product serine/threonine kinase 38 (gene STK38). Gene Ontology annotation, molecular function: protein serine/threonine kinase activity; ATP binding. The transcript is spliced from 12 exons. Bases 16 to 1263 code for a protein of 415 amino acids. NCBI's taxonomy places the organism in Eukaryota, Metazoa, Chordata, Aves, Charadriiformes, Scolopacidae. The record is from RefSeq and is a predicted model, not a curated record. Gene Ontology annotation, biological process: peptidyl-serine phosphorylation; intracellular signal transduction.
AAGAAGUUAGAACAAAUGAUGGAAGAAGAAGGCUUAAAAGAUGAAGAGAAAAGAAUCAGGAGAUCAGCUCAUGCCCAGAAGGAAACGGAGUUUCUUCGCCUAAAGAGAACGAGGCUUGGUUUGGAAGACUUUGAGUCUUUAAAAGUCAUCGGCAGAGGAGCAUUCGGAGAGGUGCGACUCGUGCAGAAGAAAGACACGGGCCAUGUUUAUGCCAUGAAAAUACUCCGUAAAGCUGAUAUGCUUGAGAAGGAGCAGGUUGGCCACAUCCGUGCGGAGCGGGACAUUCUGGUGGAGGCAGACAGUUUGUGGGUGGUGAAAAUGUUCUAUAGUUUUCAGGACAAGCUGAACCUCUACCUUAUCAUGGAGUUCCUGCCCGGAGGUGAUAUGAUGACGCUGUUGAUGAAAAAAGACACUCUGACGGAAGAAGAGACGCAGUUCUACAUCGCUGAGACCGUGCUGGCCAUCGACUCCAUCCAUCAGCUGGGUUUUAUCCAUCGGGACAUAAAACCAGACAACCUUCUUCUGGACAGCAAGGGCCAUGUUAAACUCUCUGAUUUCGGGCUGUGCACCGGACUAAAGAAAGCUCACAGAACAGAAUUUUAUAGGAACUUGAACCACAGUCUUCCCAGUGACUUCACUUUCCAGAACAUGAAUUCCAAAAGGAAAGCAGAGACAUGGAAGAGAAAUAGACGGCAGUUGGCUUUUUCCACCGUGGGCACUCCAGAUUACAUCGCCCCCGAGGUUUUCAUGCAGACUGGCUACAACAAGCUCUGUGACUGGUGGUCCCUUGGGGUCAUCAUGUACGAGAUGCUGAUCGGUUAUCCCCCGUUCUGUUCUGAAACUCCUCAAGAAACGUAUAAGAAAGUUAUGAAUUGGAAAGAGACUCUCACAUUUCCUCCAGAAGUUCCAAUAUCUGAUAAAGCGAAGGAUCUUAUUUUAAGAUUUUGCUGUGAAUGGGAGCACAGAAUUGGUGCGUCUGGUGUGGAGGAAAUAAAGAGUAACCCAUUCUUUGAAGGGGUAGAUUGGGAGCACAUCAGAGAGAGACCUGCUGCGAUUUCAAUAGAAAUUAAAAGCAUUGAUGAUACCUCAAACUUUGAUGAAUUUCCCGAGUCUGAUAUCCUUAAACCAACAGUGGCAACGAGCAACCAUCCAGAGACUGACUACAAGAACAAGGACUGGGUUUUUAUCAAUUACACCUACAAGCGUUUCGAAGGCCUGACAGCCCGAGGAGCCAUCCCAUCCUACAUGAAAGCGGGAAAGUGAUAAAUCUUUCCCUGGGACUUCUUCUGAGCCAGGAAAUUCUGUCCCUGGACUGAUUUAUACCCAUAAAAGAACAUUUUUUUUUUUCUUUUUUAAAGAAAACUUGAGGGCUAUCAACUCUUGGAGAAGAACUUCAGGACCCUGGUUGUAACUAAAGGAUUUUUUCUUUCUGCGCCAUCGAAAAAAUUCCACAAAAAUGUUUGCCUCGUCCCUCCUGCCAGCACCUUUUUGCUGCUGCUUCAGGAGCAAGAGUUUUUUGUUUUUCUUUUUAAAUUCUUUGCCAGCUUGUACAGUCCAUCGGGAGACGAGAGCAAUGUUAAGUGACAAACUCAACCUGCCAAUUCUGCCAGCGCCGUUCUCCCAGUGGCUGAGGAUUUCAGUCCAGAGGAAACGAAGCAAUAAUUAAAGCUUGAUGAGAUGAUAGACAGCUCUCCAGUAAACCAUGUAGUAGAAAGACACGACGUGUAUUGCCUUAACCUUAGGUUGUAGUGCUGGUUUUUUUAUAAUGCUAUUUGGAAGCCUCUUUAAUAGUGUUUCUCAACUCUGUCGCCGUGGCCUCCAGUCGCCGUGCACUUUACUUUUGGUACUAAGACAGUGACCCUCAAGCCAUUUAAUAUAUAUAUUUUUUUUUUCUGAAUUAAAAAAAAAUUGUGCAACACCACUUUCUUUUCCUUUCCUAGCCAGCCAUAGGAGAAACGGGGCCACUUCCUCCCCCAAACGCCAAGUUUUUAGUUAGAGUGUGAAAAGAUGAAAUAUAAAAGAAGGCAGGUAAGAAAAAGUCCAGGUGGUAACACCAGUGAAUCUGGAAUUAGGGCAGAGAAGGGGGGAAAUUAAUUAACCUGAUCCUCGUUAGGGUCAGCCCUGGGGCUUCCCGGUCCUGCUGCUGCUGCCACCUUUUGGCCACUUUUUGAAGAUCUGCUGCGUUUCCAGUUUGAAGAUGAAACCAGCUCCUGAGGCCUUUUUGCUCCUGGUUUUGAGGAGAUCUGCAUCAGAUUCUCCUGAGGGUUGAUGCUGGAGCCCUCCCUGGCUUUUCCUUCCAGAGCUGAGCCAUGUGUCCCCGUGGUCUUCCUAAAAGACGGUGCCUCAGGAGGUCACUUUUGGGGUGGUAGAACCCACCGCAGGCCACUCUGUGAUUAUUGCUUGGUGUAAUUAAUAGAAGUCCAUUCAAUGAUGAUCCAGGAGAGCCCCAAAGUGCCUUUCCCUGCCCGGGCAUCUCUCAGAAUGUGACUGUGUUUUUUGGGAAGGAGGAUUCUGCCUCAUUUGAGCUUUUGGUAAUUCUUUUUUAUAUAAUCAUGAGCUCUACUUUGCACCCGUUUUGUAGUGACCUCUGCGCUGCCAGGGGCAGGUGGCAUCAACCUUUGGGCCUGCCAGGUUCCACUCUUUAAUUUGUAAUUAAUUUUUUAAAAAAAUAUAAAUUUAAUGAGGUUUCUAAAAGCAUGUAUCAAUUGGAAUUGUCUUGGAUUCUUGCAAACUUUUAUUGGUGCUGAACACUAAUGACUUACCACAGACAGGAAAAAAGAACAAAAGCUCUUUAGAAACAAAACUCGAGCCGUGUUUCAAAGCAAAAGGAAGGCUUUUAGGCUUUCAGAUAUAUUUAGUCCUAACUUUCUAGAAUAGGAAAUGAAAGAAAAAGAGUUUGUAGUGAAACUUUUUUUUUUUUAAUAGGUGCUUUUUUGUAGGGAAUUUUUACCUUUUGAACUGAGUGCCAUCACGGGGGACUGAGAGUAAUAUAUAGAGCUAAAGCUGGGUGAGAACUCGUUACCAUCCCUCUCCCUCACCAGCCCUGGGGCUUUUUGGACGUGUUUAGGAAUUUAGUGAAUUGCCAGAAGCAGUUUAGAUACCAGUUGGAUCCCAUAAAGCCAAAAUGCAAAAAUAGCCUUAAUUAGAAGUACCAGGAUCACUGUAGUCAGUAGGGCUUACUCAGAUAAGGGCUAACUGAAGGAAUCAUUUAUAGGAUCAGGCUUUUUAUCAACUAGUCAGGAAUAACACCUUCUGCUCCCUUUUUUGUUUUUACAAAGGACUGAUAACCAACUUCUCAAAUUGCUCCAUCUCCUCCUCCUGCAGUUUUUCUUCUAACCAUUUGAAAAUGUUGCCUUAUAAACCACGGGGAAACAAAGAGGUAUUAACUUCAAAACCUUUUUAAAAAUUCCUAACAGCUUAGAUACUGCCUUAAAAACUAAAAACAAUAAUAAAAAAUCCUGCAAAGCUGCGGUGGAUUAGGAAUAAAUGCUUUUGAGUAGCUGCAUUAUUAUCCCUUUACUAAAAGGGACUGGCAUUUUUAUUUAUAAAUACCAAAGAUGAAAAAGCUACACAAAUAGACGUUGUGAUAACUUGCUGUGAAAAAACCCUACGGAGUAAUAUGUAUUGUGAGUUUUUAGUGCAUGUGUCUUAAAGUCUUCUGAGACCUCAGAUUGUUCACUUUUGGAGUUAAAAGUGAAGUUUUUUCAGAGGCACAAGGAGCAGUUGGGUACCUCACUCCUCUUGUUUUUCAGUAGAAGUUGGAUGUCUUUGAGCGUAG